GAACCUAGGGAGGGGCGUCACUGUGAGAUGCAUGGGUGGUAUGAUCUGGGUUCUCCUUAAAAACCAGAGCCAACUGGGCAGCCCUGGGAAGGGGUCACCAUCCCUCUGAAGGGAGGCCAGCAUUUCAUUCCUCUACUGCCUCAGUGUGUUGGGGAGGGAGGUGCCUUCUGAUAACCAUCUUUGGAGGUUUUGCAACCCCAUGAGUGAAUCCUUGAGGGCUGAGAGCUGAGCAGCACCCUCCUUAAGUCUGGCCCAGCGCGGCGGCCACCUGUACUCCUGGGAUACAAAGCAUGGGCAGAGGGGGCGCUAGCAGGGCCAGGACGCUGCUCGCGAAUCCAUCCGGGGCCUUCUGUGCUUUGUCCAGGGCUUGGGGCCUUUACCAGCCUUUGGGAACUUCCUCCUGACAGAGCCUGACAGGUCCAGGCAGCCGCUGCCAGCGCCACCCGUGGGUGUCCCUGCUGCCCGGGAGAGACAGCUCCAUUCCAGGCUCCAGGCUGGCAGGGCAGCUUGGCGGCGAGUUCUGACAGGAGGGCGGCCCGUGCUCGGGCAGCCCGCCUCUGAAGGGUUCUUCCCCACCACCGGAGGCCCUGUGCUGGGCAGAUGGACGAACAGGUGUUCAAAGGGGACCCGGACACCCCUCAUUCCAUCUCCUUCUCCGGCAGUGGAUUCCUCUCCUUCUACCAGGCCGGAGCUGUGGAUGCCUUUAGGGACCUGGCCCCUCGAAUGCUGGAAACGGCCCAUCGCUUUGCCGGCACGUCGGCAGGUGCAGUGAUUGCGGCCUUGGCUAUCUGCGGGAUUGAAAUGGAUGAGUACCUCAGAGUCCUCAAUGUGGCUGUGGCAGAGGUGAAGAAAUACUUCCUGGGGCCCUUGUCCCUGUCCUGUAAGAUGGUACGGAUGAUGAGGCAGUUUCUGUACGAUGUUCUGCCUGAGGACUCCUACAAGGUCACCACGGGAAGGCUCCAUGUGGCCCUCACGCGGGUCCAGGAUGGAGAGAGUGUGGUGGUUUCAGAGUAUACGUCCAAGGAAGAGCUCAUCGAGGCCCUGUACUGCAGUUGCUUUGUCCCUGUGUACUGCGGCCUCAUUCCUCCCACUUACCGCGGUGUGCGGUACAUGGAUGGGGGCUUCACAAACAUGCAGCCCUGCUCUUUCUGGACCGACAACAUCACCAUCUCCACCUUCAGCGGGCAGCAGGACAUCUGCCCACGGGACUGCCCCGCCAUCUUCCACGACUUCCGCAUAUUCAACUGCUCCUUCCAGUUUUCCCUGGAGAACAUCACCAGGAUGACCCAUGCCCUGUUCCCCCCAGACCUGGUGAUCCUGCACGAUUAUUACUACCGAGGAUAUGACGAUGUCGUUUUGUACUUGAGGCGUCUGAAUGCUGCUUACCUUAAUUCUCCUUCCAAGAGAGUGAUUUUCCCUCGGGUAGAAGUGUACUGCCAGACAGAACGUGCCCUGGGCCACGAAUGUCCUGAACACAGUCAGGCAAGCCUCCAAACAGAGCAGGCCAGUCUGGAAGAAUCUACACAACUGGCUCCCGAAAGGGAAGGAAGGGGUGACCAUGCUCCACCUCUGUCCCCACCUGUGCAGACCCCUGACUCCACGUGGGAGAGGCCUGUGGAGUCACCUCUUUUGCCACCUGGAUCACUCCCAGCUGUGCACUUGGACCCCAGCUCAACACCUGGGCCAUCACCUGGAUCACCAUCACUGCAGGUACAAUCGACUGGAUCACCACUCGGAACCCCAUCCCCCCAGUCAUCUCUGUCACCCAGGCCAUUCCUGGGGCCUUGUGCUGGGGGGACACCUCCAACAUUGCCCCGAUGUGCUCCUUCAGCGUCACCUGCACAGCUACCAGUGGAGGAACUGGGCCCAGAACUACCCCAGGAUAUGGACCCUUCUGGCUUCUUACAGCUUCCUGGUGUCUGGAGCCAGCUGGCAUGUGUGGCUCGGAUGGUGGCGGACACAGGACAGGUCACGAACCACCGUUACUUCAUCUCUUUGCCCAGGGAGAGCCCAGCUGAAGACUCCCAUUGUGCGAACAAGGUGUUCAAGAGAAACAAACAAAAGGCAAGUGGCACCAGAAAAGUCUUCCCAGGACAUCCACAAUCCCAGAAACCAGGCAGCAAAGUGCAGUCUACUCCCUGUCCACUCGACUUCUCUUGCCUUUCCAUCUCCGAGACAAUCUGAGUCACUUAG
Phacochoerus africanus (Common warthog) is the source of this 2193-nucleotide messenger RNA. It is a transcript of the gene PNPLA1, whose product is annotated as patatin like phospholipase domain containing 1. Gene Ontology annotation, molecular function: triacylglycerol lipase activity. NCBI's taxonomy places the organism in Eukaryota, Metazoa, Chordata, Mammalia, Artiodactyla, Suidae. Gene Ontology annotation, biological process: lipid homeostasis; triglyceride catabolic process. The record is from RefSeq and is a predicted model, not a curated record. The transcript has 8 exons. Gene Ontology annotation, cellular component: cytoplasm; lipid droplet; membrane.